This is a messenger RNA of Agrilus planipennis (emerald ash borer), 3325 nucleotides long. It is a transcript of the gene Brd8, whose product is annotated as bromodomain-containing protein 8. Bases 99 to 3017 code for a protein of 972 amino acids. Lineage: Eukaryota; Metazoa; Arthropoda; Insecta; Coleoptera; Buprestidae. The transcript has 2 exons. Gene Ontology annotation, cellular component: NuA4 histone acetyltransferase complex. Gene Ontology annotation, molecular function: protein binding. The record is from RefSeq and is a predicted model, not a curated record.
UUAUCUAUGAUUGUCAUGUUAUCAGCAGUAUAACCUUAAAAAGUAGUAUAUGAGUAGUAUUGAGAAGUGUUUUGUGUAAGAAAGGUUUAUUUAUAAAUAUGGCUUCUAUUCAAGAAAGAUUACAAAUUAAACGUGAACCUAUUGAUAAAUGGUCAAUAAGAGAACAACUGUGCUUAGCCUCCGCUGUAGUGAGAAGUGGCGACCAAAACUGGAUGUCAGUUAGUAGAGCUCUAAAACCUUUCGGCGACUCGAACAGACCAUCUGACUGGUUUCAUCAAAAGAAUUGUGCCGCUCAGUAUGGGUCCUUAUUGGAAAAUGUAGAAACUCCAAAGCGAAAGAAACGUAAUUCAUCAUCAGAAACAACAGUCGAAACACCAACAGAAAGUAUAUUAAGAAAACUUACAAAAGAGCGUUUGAUUGAGCUUGAUAAGCUUCUUGCUGAGGAAAAGUCUGAAUACAAGAAAUUACAAGAAGAUAUGGUUUUAUUGCAGUCAGGGAAUGUGCCAGAAGAACUACUUGAUCAGUGGUGUAAGGAAAUAGAUGAAGAAGAAAAACAACGCGAAGAAGAUUUACAAGCACAUAAUAGAUGGCUAAAAGAACGUGAGAAACGUAAGCAAGAAAUUGAAAGAGCUUGGAAACCUUUUUCAAAAGGGUUGACGAUUAUUGGUCAAAAACGAAAAGCAACGGAUAGUGUGGACUCAUUGGUGGAAAUGGAUCAAAGUGAAGAUCAACAACAAACACCCCAGCAACCACAAACUCCAACUCAUGAUCCAUCAAAACCUGCACUCUCUCCUUUAUUAACCAGUCUUCUAAAGUCUCCUUCUCAUUCGCAGAGUGUUGCAACUUCUAUUCUGCAUUCAGCUAUUACAAGUCAUUCCAAUAGCAGAAAUGCUAAUUCAGCAAGUAAUCCAACAAUUGCAAGUCUUUUGAAUUCAAGUGCCUGUGUUUCUGUUUCACCUGGAAUACAACACUUAGUUAGUUCUGCUAUAUCACAGUCACCAUCAAGUGCCAAUGCAGUCACAUUAAGUACAAGUAAUUUGCCUGAGACAACAGCAGUUGAUAUAUUAGAAGAUGCUGAAGAUACAUUACCUAAUAUUAAGGUUGAAGACAUAGAAAGCACUAUUUUAUCUUCUGAUGAACCACUCCCCGAAAUAAAAAAUGAAGAGGUUGAGGUAAUAAUAUCAGACUUGAUACAAAAUACUGACAUCGUGGAUAAUCCAGAGCAGCAUUUACAGCUUGAUGACAAUGAAGACAUUAUAACUAAUUUGGAAAAUGAAUUGCAAGAGUUGUGCGAAAAAGAAGAAAUGGCUGAAGCAGCUCGUGUAGCAGCUGCUGAAACCUCUAAAACUACCACUACAACAAUCACAACAUCAGAACCUAUUCUUGUUCCCGUAGUUAGUUCAGAAAUUAAUGAAUCUUCUAUACCAGAUGCAGGUUCCAUUACUUCAGUUACUGCAACUAUAUCAAGAUCAUCUUCAAGUAAUGCAACUCCAAUAUCAUCUGAUGCUAUUCAAGAAAAUCCUGAAGCUUCACUAUCACCUGUCGGUGUCAUAGAAACAAAAAUAGAAUUGGGAACACCUGAAUCACAAGACAAUGAAGAAACAUGUGAAAGUGAAAAAGAUGAAGAAAGGGAAAAAGAAUCUACUCAAAUUGAUCCUUUUGAAUUCAGGGAGGAAGUAGAAAUGACAGAAUCUAUUAAACCUUCAUCUUUCUCUAAACAUCAAGAAUUCAAAUUUUCAGAAACCAAAGAUGAAGAAAAGAAAACCGCGAAAUCGUUUACUGACGAUGUGGAGCUCGGUUUUCAAGAAGAGAUAAAGGAAAUUAGAAAGUCGACGGAUGAAAAACAUGCUACAGAAAAACACGAACUUUACCCUGGUUCAGUGGAAAUAGUAGAAGUUGUGGAAUUAGAAGGGGAAGGUAUAGGAACUGAGCUUAAUAAGAAACAAAUUCAGGAUAUUGUCCACUCACACAAAACUUCUGACACAGAUAUUUCAGUUCAUAAAGACUCUGAAAACGUUAACCAUGGAGAUAAGCAGACUCUUAAAGAGAAUUGUAUACAAGUAAAAACCGAAACAUAUUCUGAGGACGACGAAAAUGAUUUGGAAGUUGCGUUACAAACUGAAAAGUCAGAAAAACGCGAAAAAGAACAGAUACCUCCGAUAACUCUAAUAGAACCCAAAAGAGAAGAAACAUUCACUCCAGACUUUACGAAUUCAUUUUUGGACGAUUUGGAAGUUAAUAAGUUAGACAAAAUGGGCAAAGCAAAAAGAGACUACUCUCGAACAAAGAAAAAAGAAGACAAAGAUUUUGAUAUUCUUUUGGCCGUUGAAAAGGCUGUAAACGCUCAUUUAGAAGAAUCUGAACAAGUGGAAGAUAAUUCAUCUGAAAAUAAUUUUUAUGGCAGUGAGAAGAAAACGGAUAUGAAGUUUAAAGUGAAAAAUGAAAAUGAUAGAUCAAACAGCCCUUGGACAGAAGAAGAAGAUCUUCAGGCAAUAAAAAUGAAAAGAAGGUCGUCCGCCACUGCUACUCCCAUCGACUCCAUUCCUAAUUCACCUGCAUCUAGUUUAUUAAAUGAAGACGAUAGAGACUACAGAAAUUGGAAGAAAUCAGUUAUGUUGGUCUAUAAUAGACUUGCAACUCACAAAAAUGCGUCCAUAUUCUGGAAACCGAUUACAGAUGAUCAGGCGCCAGGGUAUCAUGGUUUAAUACAUAGACCCAUGGAUCUGCAUACAAUACGGAAAAAUAUAGAGAACGGUGUUAUUAAAACAACUAGCGAAUUUUACAGAGAUGUUUUAUUGAUGUUUACAAAUGCGAUAAUGUUUAACAAAACAAACGGUACAGUCUACAAUAUGGCCAAAGACAUGCAACAGGAAAGUUUACAGCCAAUUAAAAUUUUGAUGCAAGCUCAACAAGGCAUCAUUCCACCAAAACGUGAAACAAGAACUAGCGAGUCGGGGAAUAAAAGAAAAAGAACGGGAGAAGAAAAUUCUCGAAAUAAGAAACGAAAAGAUGACUGAUAUUAAUAGUCUUAAGAAUUCGUGCAAAUAUUUUAAUAUCAAUAGUGUUUGGAUUACUUACUACUGUAAAUAUCAGUAUUUACUAAUACCUAGAAUUGAUUGAUCAGUAUUUUAUGUUCAUUAUUUCUCUGUCACGUCAUAAUUAGUGUUAAUUUUAAUAUUUCACUGUUUCUGUUGUCUAUUAUGGAAAAAUAAUAAUCGAUAUUAUUUGUUACUUUUCUUUUUAUAAGAUUCAACUUGGCUUGUUUGAAGCUACUUUUGUAUGUAUAUAUGAAAAUGCUACUUUAUAUAAAAAGACUUUAUGAUUG